AUGCCCACCAAAUCAUCUUAUCCGGACAUUGAGAUCCCCAAUGUCGACCUUUGGGGUCUGAUGUUCGAGCAACCCCGGGAUUUCCCCGAUUCCCAAGUCAUUUACCGUUCUGUGGACUCAUCGCGGCACUACACGUGGGCCGAUGUGAAGGAAGCUGCCACGGCAUUUGGGGGUGGUCUCCGUAACCUCUGGGACUGGGGGAAAGGCGACGUGCUGAACAUCUUCGCGCCAAACGACGUCGACUUUGCACCGAUCGUUUAUGGCGUCUUCUUCGCUGGUGGCAUCGUGUCACCCGCGAAUCCCGCGUAUUCAGCCGAUGAGCUGACUUUCCAGUUAUCCAAUUCUGGGUCGAAGGCGAUUGUGACGACGACUGAUUUCUUGGAGACGGCUCUGAAAGCGGCCAAGAUGUCCAACAUCCCCGAGGACCGCGUGAUAUUGUUGGGCAGCAAACGAGAUCCGUCUCACAGAGUCAAGCACUGGACCAACAUCCGCAAGACGUCGGGCGCGACUCGCUAUAGACGACGCAAGAUGGACCCGGACAACGAGCUCGCUUUUCUCGUGUACAGCUCAGGGACGACUGGUCUCCCCAAAGGCGUCAUGCUGAGUCACCGCAACAUCAUCGCCGACGUCCUGAUGAUUAAAGGAGCCAUGGGCAAGUGGUACUCGAGUGGUAAGGACAAGAUUCUGGGGGUCUUACCAUUCUACCACAUUUACGGCCUCACGGGGCUCAUUCAUCAACCUUUGCAUCGCGGUAUUGAGCUCGUGGUGAUGCCCGCGUUCAAUCUCGAGGUUUUCCUGAAGGCGAUUCAGGAGCACAGGAUCACCUUCAUUUAUGUAGCACCCCCAGUGAUCGUGCGACUGUCUCGGGACAAGAUUGUCGACGAGUACGAUCUGAGCAGUGUCAGGAUGAUCACCAGCGGCGCGGCUCCGUUGACUCGAGAGCUAGUUGAUGCAGUCCACAAAAGGCUGAAGAUCAAGAUCAACCAAGCCUAUGGAUUGAGCGAGACCUCUCCCAUGACGCACACCCAGCCCUGGGAUGAAUGGUACUCGUCCGUGGGAAGUGUUGGGAAGAUGUUUCCAAGUAUGACAGCCAAGUAUAUGUCACCCGACGGUAAAGAACUGGGGGCGGGAGAGGCAGGAGAACUGUGGCUAUCCGGACCGAACGUUUUCAAGGGGUAUUGGAAAAACGACGCCGCAACUAAAGACGCCAUCACGGAGGACGGCUACUUCAAGACCGGUGACGUGGGUUACCAGGACAAAGACCACAAUUUCUACAUCACGGAUCGAGUCAAGGAGCUCAUCAAGUACAAGGGGUUCCAGGUGCCCCCAGCAGAGCUCGAGGGGAAGCUGAUGGAUCACCCUGGGAUCAACGACGUGGCUGUAAUCGGGGUGUACGACGAAUUCCAACACACUGAAGUGCCAAGGGCCUACGUGGUAGCCAGUGAUCGCAGCAGGACCAGUGAAAAGGACGCAGAAGAGAUCGUGCAAUGGCUGGCUAAGAAAGUGGCCAAUCACAAGAGGCUGCGAGGCGGCGUGAGAUUCAUAGACGAGAUACCAAAGAGCGCUGCGGGUAAGAUCCUCCGGAGAUUGCUGAAGGAGAAGGCCAAGGAAGAGGACGCCGGGGGCAAGGUGAAGGCGAAGCUAUAG
Fonsecaea monophora is the source of this 1647-nucleotide messenger RNA. RefSeq lists its product as hypothetical. Gene Ontology annotation, molecular function: CoA-ligase activity. The record is from RefSeq and is a predicted model, not a curated record. The transcript is spliced from 3 exons. Gene Ontology annotation, biological process: secondary metabolic process. The coding region runs from base 1 to 1647 and encodes 548 amino acids. Lineage: Eukaryota; Fungi; Ascomycota; Eurotiomycetes; Chaetothyriales; Herpotrichiellaceae.